GCGGGACAAGGAGGAGAGGAGGCGGCGGCGUCGAGCGAGUGUGCGUUGAGGAGAGCGCGAGCGCGAGCGAGAGAGACAGCGGCGAGGAUGUGUGGAAUCUUUGCUUACCUGAACUAUCAUGUACCUCGCUCAAGAAGGGAGAUCCUGGAAACUCUCAUCAAGGGACUUCAGCGCCUUGAAUACAGAGGAUACGACUCUGCUGGUGUUGGAAUCGAUGGCGGAAAUGACAAGAACUGGGAAAACAAUGCGCGUCAGAUACACUUGAUCAAGAAGAGUGGGAAAGUCAAAGUGCUGGAAGAUGCAAUUGAGAAGCAAGACUCCAUAGAUUUGGACAUUGAAUUUGAGGUACAUCUUGGAAUUGCGCACACACGCUGGGCAACUCACGGUGUCCCCAACUCACUCAACAGUCAUCCACAUCGCUCCGACAAGAACAAUGAGUUCAUUGUUAUUCACAAUGGUAUAAUUACAAACUACAAAGACCUGAGGAAGUUUCUGGAAAGCAAAGGUUAUGAGUUUGAAUCUGACACUGACACCGAAUCUAUUGCAAAGCUGGUCAAAUACAUGUAUGACAACCGUGAGGAUGACAUCAGCUUUGCCACCCUGGUGGAGAGGGUUAUUCAACAACUGGAAGGUGCUUUUGCUCUUGUACUGAAGAGUGUCCAUUACCCGGGUGAAGCUGUCUGCACUAGGCGUGGGGGCCCUCUACUGAUAGGGGUGCGAAGUGAGCAUAGACUUUCAACCGACCACAUCCCUGUGCUGUACCAUUCAGCUAAUAGUAAGGUGGAUGACAAAUCUGCAGAAUCUAAAAGCAAUGAUAUAGCCAAGGAUAAGAGUAACUGCAGCCUACCUCGUGCAGACAGCACCACCUGCCUGUUUCCAGUGGAGGAAAAAGCUGUUGAGUACUACUUUGCAUCAGAUGCUAGCGCUGUGAUUGAACACACCAACCGAGUGAUCUUCCUGGAGGAUGACGACGUGGCAGCUGUAGUGGAUGGAAAACUCUCCAUUCACAGAAUCAAACGCAGAGCCGGGGACCACCCAGCUCGAGCCAUCCAGACCCUGCAGCUGGAGCUGCAACAAAUCAUGAAAGGCAAUUUCAGCUCAUUCAUGCAGAAGGAAAUCUUUGAGCAGCCCGAGUCCGUUCUGAACACAAUGAGAGGAAGAAUCAACUUUGAUGAGAAUACAGUAAUACUUGGCGGUUUACAAGAUCACAUCAAGGAGAUUCUGCGAUGUAGGCGCUUGAUUCUCAUUGCCUGUGGGACGAGUUUCCACGCCGGUGUUGCUACUCGACAGGUGCUGGAAGAACUUACAGAACUGCCUGUCAUGGUUGAGCUUGCCAGCGACUUCCUGGACCGAAACACUCCCGUCUUUAGAGAUGAUGUCUGUUUCUUCCUCAGUCAAUCAGGGGAAACAGCUGACACUUUGAUGGCACUGAGGUACUGUAAGGAGCGGGGAGCCCUGAUUGUGGGUAUUACAAACACAGUUGGCAGCUCUAUCUCUCGUGAAACUGAUUGUGGUGUCCAUAUCAACGCUGGGCCUGAAAUUGGAGUUGCCAGCACAAAGGCUUACACCAGCCAAUUUAUCUCACUGGUGAUGUUUGCACUGCUGAUGUGUGAAGACAGAAUUUCGAUGCAGGAGAGGAGAAAGGAGAUUAUUCGGGGUCUGAAGGCACUACCAGAUCUUAUUAAAGAGGUCCUGACCCUCGAUGAGGAGAUACAGAACCUGGCAACAGAACUGUACCAACAGAAAUCUGUUCUCAUCAUGGGCCGUGGUUAUCACUAUGCCACUUGUCUGGAAGGCGCAUUGAAAAUCAAAGAGAUCACAUAUAUGCAUUCAGAAGGUAUCCUGGCUGGAGAGCUGAAGCAUGGACCUUUGGCCCUGGUGGACAAAUUGAUGCCAGUGAUCAUGGUGAUUAUGAGGGACCACACCUACGCCAAGUGCCAAAACGCUCUGCAGCAAGUCGUUGCACGGCAGGGUCGACCAGUGGUUAUCUGCGACAGAGAUGAUUAUGAGACCAUAAAGAGCGUUAACCGGGUAAUUAGAGUGCCUCACUCCGUGGAUUGUCUGCAGGGGAUCCUCAGUGUCAUCCCACUUCAGCUGCUCUCCUUCCAUCUUGCUGUCCUGCGAGGAUUUGAUGUUGACUGUCCCCGAAACCUGGCCAAGUCGGUGACAGUGGAGUGACACGAAGCUGUGGAACCCAUGUGAAAGGCAGAAGGCCAAAACAUUUUAUAAUCUGAACAUACUCAACUUUUUUUUUAAUAUAUAUUUUAAGAAGUACAUUCACCAACUGGGAUAGAUCUUUCUAUUUUAUAUUUAGUGUAGUGCGAUUACAGUGGGCUAGGUCCAUUCCUCCAUUAUUAGAUCUAGAGGGAAAACUUUCGCAGUAGGGCUUUUUUCUAUAUUUUAUUUUGUGCAUUUUUUAUCUAUAUUGAUUAGUCGGUGUUGAGAUUGGGUCUAAAAUUAAGAUUUUUGUUUGGUCCUUGUCAUGUUUUAGUCUACUUGGAAUACUGAUCUCUAUUUGUCAGAACUGUUCCACAUAUGUGUUGCAACUUUUCCUUUGGACCAAUUAUUCACUGAGAUCACGAAGGAAGCAUAUGGCUAUGAACUGGAGUAAAGGUUGUGGAGGCGAUUGGGGCUCAGUUUGCUUUGCACGUUGGGAUGAGAGGUGAACUCUUGCAUUACCAUGUGCUGUUGUAACUCAGCAGGUCAGUCAGCAUCUGUGGAAGGAAUGGAGAGGCAACAUUUUGGAUCUGGACCAUUCGUCAGAUAGCUGCCUGACCCACUGUGACCUUCUAGAGCUUUAAUUUUGUUCAGACCGAAAGGUCUGAAUGACAAUAAAGGAAUCUAAUUCUUCUAGUGCUUUAUGCAAGUCCAGCAUCUACAGUUCCUUGAGCUUCUUGUUUCUUCCCUGGCCUGAGCACAGACUAAUGGAGCAAGAAUGGAGAGGAGCUUAUUUUGAAAAUUUAAUGUUGAAAAUCAUGUCACACAGUCUGGAUUGAGAGAACCAUGGGAUGUCACAAAUUCCUUAUUUUGCAAAUCAGCAUCUCUUUAAUUGAAAAUUCUAAUUUUUUUUUUCCUUUCCCUUGCUGUCCAUUUUGCUGCUGUCUUGAGAACUUUAAAACAUGUGUCACCAAAAAAAAAUAUCCUAGAUCCUAAAUUACUCGUUUCCCUCAUGUCCAUGUGACAGGUCACUCGGUGUUCCUCGAGCUUUGCAGGUAUUUUAACGGGGUUUGCUUUAUUGAUUCGCAAUGAUUCCAAUUGCAACUAAUGUUGAACAUUCAAAGAGGAAAUUGUCCAUCUAAAAGAACAGGAAGUAGGGAUUUUGUAGUUGACAGGCCUCACUCUUGAAAAUGGCAGGAGCUGUUAUGAGGUAUUUAGGCAGCUCACUCACUUGCACUUUUCCCAACCAUACAUUAAUAUUUUUCUUCAAAAUGUUGAGAGAAACACAAAUGUUUUAAAACUGACCAAUGAUUGUUUAGGCUAAACUGGGACCCCAUUAUCUGAAUGAUGUGAUAUUUAUGAUGGCUUAAUACUUUAUACUGUGAUUUUUUUUUUAAUUUAAUGCAAUCUUCAAUGAAUUUACAACUUGUAGAACAGAGUGUGUAGUAAUCUAUGGGGGUCCAUGGCCUCCCUUUGGAAAUGUGUCCGUAAAAACACAAAUGGUUGAAAAUCAGAUGAUGGCAAGCUUUUACAAUCAGUUUCAUAUUAAACUUUGUCCAAGGAUGUUCUUGCCUAUCUCCUUGGAUAAGUAGUGCUUUUGUGAUUAUGUGUAUUAUGAACACAUGGAGUCAGUUUAUUCUGAAACAGGCUUGUCUUCUGACCGUAGCUGCUUAAUUACGGUAUGAUUGAAAUGCAUGGAGAAUUUCAGGCUCCAGUACGGAGCAUUCUGACAUGAUGCACACAGGCAUUGCUUCUGGACCUGCCCUCUCCGAUCAAUGCUUUGUAAUGGCUUUAUAACAUAUCGCUCAAAACUGGAAAAAUUGAAGGAAAAUGUUGUAUUGUACUUUAAUGUAAAUAUGCAAUCCCAAGUUUGUGACGUCUGAAUCAGUUGUGGACCUGACACCACUGGAUCUACUGCACAUUUGUACAAGAGCUGUGAAACUGGUCCGCACCCCACACAGUGUUUGAUUUGUCUCGACUCAUCAGAUGAAUGAUGGGGGGACAAUGGAAAGGGAUCUAAGAAUAAUUUUCCUUUCGCCUUGUCCAGCUCAUCACCGCCCCUACCCAGCAUUCGUCUGUGUAGCAAUUAGCGCUGUGUUCACCUCCUUGUGAGUUUAUUCACCCUCAGUAUAGCAUGGAGUAAAUCUGGGGCCCUGGUCUGGGAAUGGAUUGUGGGCAAGCAGUUUAAUAACUGGAUUAUUUCAAGUAUUUACUGAGCCUACAAUCCAUAAUGUUGUAAAGUUACCUUUGCACUUGAUAGUGUUUUGCAGUCCCCCAUCUCCGUUACACAUUCCUAGUUGAGAAACAGAGUGGACACAGAUGCUCCUUCACAUUCAGCUUGGAUGGCAUUGAAUUUCAGCUGCAAAUAUAAUGGGAAUACAAUAGACACUGGGGUCUGUUGCAGUUCAACCAUCCUUUAAGAAAUCAGCUUGUCUUGUGUUGGAACUUUGAUUGUUGAGCAUAGUGACUGUGGUGAUGUUAGGGGCAACAUCAUCCUCCCAGAACGUAUGGUGAAUUGUAAAAUGCAAAAUAAACAUAAGCAUUGAACCAAAAUGAUUCAUAAUAACCACAACAAUCACAAUUUGUAAUAGAAUAACAAAAGACAUUCGCAAAGUUUUAUAUAUAGAUAUCUUUCAAGAUUGGCAUUGUUUAUAGUCAGAGAAAUUAUCAUAAGCCUUGUUAGCACAGUAUGUGCAGCAGUAGUUCGGGACAAAUAGAUGAUGCAAAAACAAUUGGUUAAUCCACAGGCUCCUCCGUUUCCAGUCCCCAACCAAUGUCAAGGUGAUGAAGGAGAUUAAGUAUGAAUAUCAAUGCAUAGUCUAGGGGGGUUGCGUGUGUGUGUAUGUUCUGAUUACUAUGUAUAAACGUACUAAAUCUAAAUAUAAAAUAACAUGAGAAGUAAUAUUUACACUUUGUUUUAAUUAUUUAAGAAACUUAGUUCCUCUUUUUUAUGCUCUGCUGUCAAUGUUAAGAAAGCUGCGGUACUGUUAUAAAGGCAGGCAGCCACAGCACAGAUGGUCGGUGGUUCACAGGUUGGUUCGAGAAUACCUGGCUGUGAAAAUAAUGAGUAUGGCAAUGUACUGUCAAGGGUUUGUGCGUGUCUACGUGCAACUUAUUUUCUGGGUUCAAUUCCCCUGCUGCAUCAUGAUAUAACUAACCUAAAAGGUCAGUGUGAAUAGUCAGCCAUGACAAGUUGAUUUUUCAUUGUCUGCUACCUCUGUUUCCAGUGUAUGGUAAGACGUCAGAACAGGAUGGUGUAAAUGAAGCACAUUUCAAUCAGCAGCCCCACCAAAUUCCACAACAAAAGCCAAAUUAUGACCUUUCAUUUGACUACACUCCUUCAAUCUUUCAAAUUGCAAUUGUGGUAUUCUUCAGAACAAUGAGAGAAAGUAUUUCUACUGCAUCUGAAUCAUGAAGCAAAUAUCACCAAAGGCUGCUAUUUAAGGCAUUGUUGAGAAAUUGAAGUCGAUUUCAGUCAUUGUAGAGCAGCUGUCAUUUGUUCUGCUCUUGUCUAAGGAUAGGCUGGGUAAUCAUGUUCUGCACUGAUGAUCAUUAUCAAAAAUAUGUUGAAUGUUUGUUCCCUGUUUGUUCAAACACUGCAUUUCAGUAAAUUGUCAGCAUAUUUUUACAGGUAAAUUCAUGAGAUUUAUACAUUCCUACAUUACUGUAGAAAUCAUAUUAAAUGCAGCUUGUGGAUCUGAGUUGGUGUGUCGCUAACAUUAAAACUGCCCCUAAUUUGGCACUGGAGCUCCUGUGCACUUGAGAUGGCAGGAUCUUUGGUAUGGGAAAUGUCAUACAAAUGCACUAGACACAUAAGUACUCAUGAGAUUUGAAUCCGAGAUUCAUACUAUUGGGAAAGAGUGAAGGGAGCCCUUCUCUGCAUUCUGUUAUAAUGCCUCGCAUAGGAGUACUUAACUCUAGUUGACGUGGAUGGAGUGCCGGUCACCAAUAACAAUAUUACUCGUAUUGAUAAGUUCCAAGAGUCUUAUAAAUCCCAUGUUUUUGCCACAUGUUUAAAAUGCCUUGUGGAAUUGUCUACAGAAGGCAAGUCAGUGAGUUCACUGCACAAUGCAUCCAUUGGAGCAGAAUCUAUAAUGCCUGUCUACUUUUCAUGAAUGCUGUUUCUCAACAGCCUUUUUACUCUUAUACUUUCGUGGUGGAAUUAGAAGUACGAAUCCUGGGACCAGGGCCUGUAUUCCUAAGGGCAUGAAGGCACAAAUAUUCUGAAACUUCUCAAGUUAAUGCACUCCAGCAGUUGUUAAGGAUCUGGCUGUGAUUUGUCAAAAGCAUAUCAUCAGUGAAGGAAUUUUAUAAACUUUAAUGAAAAUGACUCCAUCAGUGUUGGUACACCUUAUCAAUUAGCUUUUGUGCCAACCUGCCCAAAAAUCUGUGUAUUGCACAUGAACAAAGGAUUAACUUAAGAAUGGAGUACCUUUUGACGUUAACUUUGUGUAGCUGCCAUGUAGGGAGGUACCCUGCUUGUUUAUAACUGAAUGGAAUAAUAGAAUCCUCUGUUUGCUAAUCUGGUUUGUCUCGGUCAACUGUCUUUGUGAUCAGCUCCUGCAGAAACUGCUUAUGCCCACUAAGAUUUUUUCAGUGUUCACCGUAGACUGUGUUUGUAUGAUUUUUAAUAAAAGUACAUGUAGAUAUUCUUCAAGAGUA
Molecule: messenger RNA, 6819 nt
Organism: Amblyraja radiata (thorny skate)
Lineage: Eukaryota; Metazoa; Chordata; Chondrichthyes; Rajiformes; Rajidae
Product: glutamine--fructose-6-phosphate aminotransferase [isomerizing] 1
Exons: 20
Coding region: 88-2178 (696 amino acids)
Biological process (GO): fructose 6-phosphate metabolic process; UDP-N-acetylglucosamine metabolic process; protein N-linked glycosylation
Molecular function (GO): L-glutamine:D-fructose-6-phosphate transaminase (isomerizing) activity; carbohydrate derivative binding
Source: RefSeq, a predicted model, not a curated record